Messenger RNA from Rhipicephalus microplus (southern cattle tick), 2614 nucleotides. It is a transcript of the gene O-fut2, whose product is annotated as O-fucosyltransferase 2. Gene Ontology annotation, biological process: protein O-linked glycosylation via fucose. The record is from RefSeq and is a predicted model, not a curated record. Lineage: Eukaryota; Metazoa; Arthropoda; Arachnida; Ixodida; Ixodidae. Gene Ontology annotation, molecular function: peptide-O-fucosyltransferase activity.
CACAAACUUUGCCGGGUUGUUUUGGUUCCGUGCGGGUGUGUUCAAAACGGCCUGCGGUCGCCUGCCCCGUUCUGAACCUAUGCUCGUACAAAGAUUCACGGUGCUAGUAUGCUGUGCUGUAUUUGUCGGCGUACUAUCGUUGCUCGUCUCUGCGACGGAGCCAUAUCCUACAUGUCCUGGUGCAAAUAGGCCGUCACAACCGUGUUCAGCCUCCGUGUCCAAAGAGACCCUGCCACGGAAGUAUCUCAUGCAUGAUGUCAACCCUGGUGAGGGUUUCAACUUGAGAAGAGAUGUCUACAUGAGAGUAGCCAGGCUUGUGGCUGCACUUAAUGCAGAUUCGCAGCGUGAAGAAUGGGUGCUUGUUUUGCCACCAUGGGGUCCUUUGUAUCAUUGGCAAAGCAAAGAUAUAGGUUCACAAAUGAAGAUCAGGUGGGAACGAUUUUUCGAUAUAAAAAGCUUAGCAGGCUAUGUGCCUGUCAUGGAAUUUGAAGAUUACAUCCACAGCAUAGGACGCCUUAUUGACAAAGUAUUCUACCUGCAACAUUAUCCAAGCACAUUUACCUCGUCCAACUGGGUUGAAAAAUAUGAAGAGGGUUCAUGCCUGGAGGAGACUGGCUACUUUGAAGAGAGCAAUGGCGAAUUCACUGGCUGGUUUUGGGGCUACAACGAUGUUGUGAGCAAGGAAAUUUCUUGCCUUUAUGUCCAGGGCUCUGGCUCCACUUUAAAGCCACUGCUUCAAGAACAUUCAAACCACACUUCCAUCAUGCUAGAUCGUGCUGAAGUUAUGCUCCAUGAUAAUUUCGGUGACCCAGAUUAUUGGGAGAUAAGGCGAAGCAUGCGCUUCUCCAAGAGACUUCGUGAUGUGGGAGACACGUUUCGCCGAGAUAGCCUGAAUUCGGACGACAAAAGGGACAGCACAGUGCUCGACGAAGACUGGAAAGUUGUCCCCAACAGUACAGGCCAUGCCCUAGGCGGCCCAUACCUUGCAGUUCAUCUCAGGCGCCAGGACUAUGUGAAGAGCCGUCCCAAAGAUGUCCCUGACCUCAAGUGGGCAGCAGAACAGAUCAAAGUGCUGCUUGAGAAGCAAGGCCUGAAGAAGGUGUUUGUUGCAACUGACGCAGGAGAUGAAGAAUUCCAGACACUGAGAACAUACCUCCCUGAGGCUGUGCGGUUUGAGCCCAGCAAAGAAUUCGUGGAGAUCAAAGAUGGUGGGCUAGCAAUUGUUGAUCAGUGGAUAGCAGCACAUGCAAGAUAUUUUGUGGGCAGCUAUGAGUCAACAUUUUCUUUUCGAAUUCAAGAAGAAAGAGAGAUAAUGAAUUUUGACCCUGACACGACAUUCAAUAGGCUGUGUGGAAAUGGACAAAAAACAUGCACUCAACCAACUAGAUGGAGAAUUGCAUAUGCUGACUGAUCAUCACUCAAGUAACUUAGUGCUGUCUGCAGAGGCAUUUGGCCUAGAGCUGCAUGCUUCACUCAGAUAGCAGCAUAUAGUUGCACCUAGUGCCUAACUUCGUUUCAAUCGCAAUAUUUUUUUAGUCAGAUGUGCCUGCAUUAGUGUAAUGAUCUUAACUUAAAUGUGGUGUCCUUCAAUAGGUCAAACCACAGUCAUCUAAUCAGUGAGAAAUAUAUUCUCUAAGUGUAAGCGCAGGGCUAUGGAAAGAAAGAGAGCUUGGCAAUGCGCAAAUCACUGGCCAAGUGCUCCAAUGUCCAAGUGAACAGAAGAAACUAAAUAUAAGCUGUAAUUCUUUGUGUACUUAAUACAUUGAAGGGACCAUGCAACCCUCAGAACAUAAUCAAAAAACGUUGCCAACUUGUAGUUGAUGUUUGUGAGCCAAAAUAUUAUUGCUUUACAUGCAGGCAGGAACUUAAAAUUUUGUGUCUGAAAGACCCAAUGACUGCUUGUUCCAUUCGUUGCAGUGUCUUUGCCAGCUUCGUAGCAGGCCCGACUACGCAGCUAGCGAGCACGACAAACAAUGGCCAAUUUCAUGAUAGGCAUACCAGUUGACGAUUAGAGAAGCCACACGCUGAAUUUCGUAUUACAACAGAUGCUUGAGGAAAAAAUCCACCAUUAUGGUACCGUGCUAACGUUGCCAGCUCAUGAGACACCUGCUGGACUUCACAGUAGUAGUAUUUAGUUUUGGUUAGCCUAACCUAAGCCAGCUAUCUAUUUGCACUGUGUUUUUCUGCAUGCAGCGAGGUAUAUGUACUGUUGUUCAUGCAGCUGGUAAAUGUGGCUGGUUGAAAUUUUCAAUGGUUUUGCAUGGUUUUCAGCAGUCCCGCACUACCAAUAAUAUAUGACUUUUUGCGUUUUUCUGAGAAAUUUGCUGUUACUCGACAAAGUCUAAGCUAGAAGUGAAAAGCUUCGGCCACAAUAGUGCGAUGUCUUGACAAGGUGCAGAGAGCACUGAAGUAGUGGUGAAUGUGAGUGAACACGGCGAGUUCGUUUGAACUCAUUGUAACAGCAUCGCAACAGGACAUCAACGCAUUGAGAAGUCACAACUUUGCUUCCAUUUAAAAGGGGCUGUGUCGAAUUUCGAAAGCAGGCGAUUGCAUAGAAAAUAUACCAUUAGUGCCAAAAUAUUCGUGAAUAAAGCCUUUUCUAUAUGUGCUGUCA